Molecule: messenger RNA, 603 nt
Organism: Stylonychia lemnae
Lineage: Eukaryota; Ciliophora; Spirotrichea; Sporadotrichida; Oxytrichidae
Source: the annotation of a GenBank genome assembly
AUGGGUUGUAAUAUUGCAUCAUUAAAAAAGAUUAAGGAAGCAGCCUCGGAGGAGGAGACUAACAAGAAGGUGCUAUUUUUAGGUCUGGAUAAUGCUGGCAAGUCAACCCUUUUAUUCCAGUUGAAAGAUAACUAGUUCAAGGAUACAGUGCCAACUGUGGGUCUUAACGUGGAAUCUAUCAAGUAUCGAGGAAUGAAUUUUACUCUAUGGGACGUUAGUGGCCAGGCGACUCGUCUUUGGAAGCACUACUUUGAUAAGAUUAACGCUAUAAUAUUUGUGGUUGACAGUUCAGACAAAGAUAGAAUGCAAAGGGCAAGUGAUGAGCUUCAUAAAGUCAUUGAUGAUCCAGAGUUGAUGCAUGCUCCUAUUCUUAUCUUUGCUAAUAAGCAGGACAUAGCUGGCUCUAUGAAUAAGGACGAGGUAUAUACUGCGCUUAGGCUGACUGAAAUAGUGGAAUAGAGAAAAAAAGAUCUGAGUUUCUAGGCUUGCAGUGCCAAAAAUGGUGAAGGUAUUUGGGAGGGUAUUGGUCAGCUCGGAGAUAUUAUCACUGAGCAUGAAAAGAAUAUUCUCCACACGUCAACUGCCUAGCACAGCCACCGCUGA